AUGUUACCUGUAAGUGCGAUGCUGGUACUUCUUGUGGUAUCUCUGCUCUUCCUGCAGUUCCUGAAAUUCCAAUGGAUACGAAGACAAUUUCCUCCUGGGCCAACUCCAUACCCCUUCUUCGGAAAUCUGCUGCAGAUGAAAUUCCGAAUUCAUCACGAGCUCCUUAAAAAUAUGGCCAAAAUUCAUGGUAACGUCUUCACCUUGUGGCUUUCAAACGUUCCUGUAGUUGUCCUGCAAGGGUUUCAGGCAGUGAAGGAAGGACUGACUGUCCAUUCUGAAGAUGUUGCUGGAAGGCCAAUGUGCAAUGGCUUUCAUAUUUUGACUCGUGGAAAUGGUGUUAUGUUUUCUAAUGGUCAUCUCUGGAAGCAACAGAGGCGUUUUGGACUUGCAACGAUGAGGAAAUUGGGAGUAGGGAAAAAAGACCAAGAGUAUCGACUACAAGAGGAAGCCUGUCACCUGGUGGAGUACUUCCGAAAGACAAACGGAAAACCUCUGGACCCCUCUAUGCCUGUUGUUCAAGCUGUCUCAAAUGUGAUUUGUUCUGUGAUUUUUGGACAUCGCUUGUCUAACGAUGACGAAAAUUUUCACCGCUUGAUUGAAUCCAUUGAUACCAUAACGGCAUUUGCGAACAGCUUCUCUUUUUUUGUGCAUGAACUAUUUCCCUGGUUUGCAAACGUUUUCCUAACACCACUUAAAAAGUUUAAAUCCAGCGUAAAUUUUGUGAAUGGUCUAUUAGCAAAGGAACUUGAAAGCCACAAAGAAAAAGAAAAAACAGAUGAAAAUCAAGAUUUUAUUGAUUACUAUUUGGAUGAGAUAGCUAAAACUAAAGGAGAAGCUGAUUCUACUUACGAUGAAGAAAAUUUGAUGCAGACUAUUUUUGACCUCUUUCUGGCAGGUACAGAAACUACAGCCACCACUUUACGUUGGGCAUUGCUCUAUAUGGUGGUUUAUCCUGAUAUUCAAGAGAAAGUCCAGAAGGAGCUGGAUGCUGUUCUGGGUUGUUCCCAUUUAAUUUGCUAUGAGGACAGAAAAAAGUUGCCCUAUACAAACGCUGUAAUUCACGAGAUCCAGCGAUACAGUAACAUCGUCUUGAUUGCACUUCCCAGACAGAGCGUGAAGGACACACAGCUGCUGGGAUUUCCCGUUCCAAAGAACACCACGAUUUUAUCAAAUAUUGACUCUGUUCUGUCUGAUCCUGGAAAAUGGGAGACACCUGAUGAGUUCAACCCAGGCCACUUUCUGGAUAAAGAUGGAAACUUUGUAAACAGAGAAGCAUUUUUACCGUUUUCAAUAGGGCACCGCGUGUGUAUGGGAGAGCUGUUGGCAAGGGUUGAGCUCUUCAUUGUCUUCUCCACGCUGCUGCAGGCCUUCACGUUCACCCUGCCAGAGGGAGCCAAGGAAGUCAAUACGAAGUUUGUUUUUGGGAGCACAAUGAAGCCACCUCCCUAUCAGCUCUGUGCCAUUCCUCGGUAG
Eurypyga helias (sunbittern) is the source of this 1473-nucleotide messenger RNA. RefSeq names its product cytochrome P450 2J6-like. Gene Ontology annotation, molecular function: heme binding; iron ion binding; oxidoreductase activity, acting on paired donors, with incorporation or reduction of molecular oxygen, reduced flavin or flavoprotein as one donor, and incorporation of one atom of oxygen. Lineage: Eukaryota; Metazoa; Chordata; Aves; Eurypygiformes; Eurypygidae. The transcript has 9 exons. The record is from RefSeq and is a predicted model, not a curated record. Gene Ontology annotation, cellular component: cytoplasm; intracellular membrane-bounded organelle. The coding region runs from base 1 to 1473 and encodes 490 amino acids. Gene Ontology annotation, biological process: xenobiotic metabolic process; arachidonate metabolic process.